This is a messenger RNA of Pistacia vera, 468 nucleotides long. RefSeq lists its product as uncharacterized. Bases 1 to 468 code for a protein of 155 amino acids. NCBI's taxonomy places the organism in Eukaryota, Viridiplantae, Streptophyta, Magnoliopsida, Sapindales, Anacardiaceae. The transcript has a single exon. The record is from RefSeq and is a predicted model, not a curated record.
AUGUCGCCCUAUAGGAUGGUUUACAGAAAAGCUUGUCACUUGCUAGUGGAGUUAGAGCACAGAUCGUAUUGGGCAGUAAAGUUUCUGAAUUUUGAUCUACAAGCUGCAGGAGCAAAACGUUUACUGCAACUCAAUGAGAUGGAAGAGUUUCGUAAUAAUGCAUACGAGAAUGCCCAAAUCUACAAAGAAAAGACUAAGCAGUGGUAUAACAAGCACAUUGUGAACAAGGAAUUCAAGGAGGGCGGCAAAGUGUUGCUGUUCAACUCAAGACUACGACUUUUUCUGGGUAAAUUGUGCUCAAGAUGGUCUGGCCCGUUCAUCAUCCAUCGCGUGUUUCUACAUGGGGCGAUAGAGCUUCACCACCCGACAAAUGGAACAUUCAAAGUCAAUGGGCAAAGAUUGAAACCCUAUAUUGAGAAUGGAAAUGGCAAUGAGAGGGUUUCACUUCUUCUUCAGAAUCCUAAUUGA